This is a messenger RNA of Caenorhabditis elegans, 532 nucleotides long. The record is from the annotation of a RefSeq genome assembly. NCBI's taxonomy places the organism in Eukaryota, Metazoa, Nematoda, Chromadorea, Rhabditida, Rhabditidae.
CGUUUUCUCACUCUUCAAAUGUUGCUCUCAUACUUACUACUACUCUACAUUCUGCAACUUUCAGUACCAGAAGCCUAUUGUCAAUUCCGAAUGAUUCUCAUUUACGGAUCAGCUGUAAGCAAGACACCGAACAGUUUGACAGCAUUUAAAACCUUUGACGAAUGCACAAUUGGGUGUUUGCAAAUUAAAGACUGUUUCUUGGCCUAUUUCGGCUUUGGAAAAUACUGAUAUCUCGAACAUCCCAAAUAACACUUGUCCGGCAUCCUAUAAAGAUCUUAAGCUAUCACUAACUUCAUCAACUGGAGAGAAGUACUCUUGGACAAGAACACCCACUGGGUGGAAAAUCACAACCUGUAGAACUGGAUGGACCACAUUUGAACGGGACGAUAAAACGCUCGUUUGCAUGCAAAUUUUCCCGCCGCUUGAAUCAGACCCACGCAGCGAAGCAAUCAAUAAGUGCCAACAAGAUAAUGCAACUCUGGCAGGAAUUGCGUCAUUGGAAGAGGCAAAUUUGGUGCACAGUAAGUUUUGA